AUGAAGCUUGAUAUCGAUGGGCUCAAAGUCCUUUUCCCCUAUGACUUUGUAUAUCCGGAACAGGUUUUGUAUAUGCAAGAAGUGAAAAAAGCGCUCGAUGCCAAGGGACACGGAUUACUCGAAAUGCCAUCCGGUACUGGAAAAACCGUAUCGCUUCUUAGUUUGGUUCUAGCUUAUAUGCUGCAAUAUCCGGAAAAACUAGAUAAACUGGUAUAUUGCUCACGAACAAUUCCCGAAAUUGAAAAAUGCGUCGAGGAAAUGCGAGUUUUGUAUGAUUACUAUGAGAAAGAGACCGGCCAGAAAGUGCCAAAAAUCACCGUGGCGAUGUCGGCAAGAAAGAAUUUGUGCAUCAACGACGAAGUCUCUAAACUGCGAUAUGGAAGCGCUGUUGAUGGCGCUUGUCAGAAGUUGACCGCGUCGUUUGUCAGAGCGAAGCGAAUUGAAGAUCCGUCGAUUCCGUCGUGCGAAUUCUUCGAGAAUCUCGAAUCGCAACACUUUUCAAUUCCGGACGGUGUGUGGAAUUUGGAGGAUUUGAGAAAAUUGGGAAGAGAAAAACAAAUAUGCCCGUAUUUCGUAUCAAGACACGCGAUUAACAAGGCACACAUUGUUGUCUACUCGUACCAUUAUAUUUUGGAUCCAAAAAUCGCCGAAUUAGUUUCUAAAGAUUUCAGCAGAAGAUCUUGUGUGGUUUUUGAUGAAGCCCACAAUAUUGACAAUGUUUGCAUUGAAUCGAUGUCUGUUGCAAUUACGCAAAAAAAUGUCGAACGAGCUUCAAAUGAGCUUGGCAAAUUAGAUAAUAUUGUGCAUCAUAUGCGAAAUCGAAACGCUGAAAAGCUGAAACAGGAAUAUGAUCGAUUAGUGGAAGGAUUACGAAGAACGGAGCGGGAACGCGCGAAUGAUGAACGAUUGGCAAACCCUGUGAUACCAGACCAAAUUCUACAAGAAGCAAUCCCUGGAAGCAUUCGCCAAGCGAACCAUUUCCUCCUUUUUCUCAAGAGAUUUAUUGAGUAUGUCAAACAUCGUAUGAGAACGAACCAGGUGCUGAUUGAAAGUCCAGCGGCGUUUGUGAAAGACAUCAACGAACGAAUUUGCAUCGAAAGACGUCCGUUGAGAUUCUGCGCUGAGCGAUUAUCGAACUUGGUGAAGACACUAGAAUUGGCUGACGGUUCGGAUGUUUGGGCGUUGUCGCAGGUCGCCACACUCGCGACACUUGUCAGCACGUAUUCCAAAGGAUUUUCGCUGAUUAUCGAGCCAGCAGAAGGCAGUCAAUCGUCGACUAUCACGCUAUCUUGUCAUGAUGCUUCGAUUGCGAUUCGGCCAGUUAUCAGUCGAUUUCAAUCAGUUAUCAUCACAUCUGGAACGUUGUCACCAUUGGAAAUGUAUCCGAAAGUUCUAGAUUUUGACCCGAGUGUUAUGGCUUCAUUCACCAUGACAUUGGCACGUCCAUGCCUCAGCCCAUUAGUGGUUGCUAGGGGCAACGAUCAAGUCGCCAUGACAUCACGAUUCGAGCAGCGUGCUGAUGUUGCCGUUAUCAGGAAUUAUGGAAAUCUUGUUCUUGAAAUGGCUUCAUUGGUGCCCGAUGGGAUGGUUGUCUUCUUCACUAGCUAUCUUUAUAUGGAAAAUGUGAUUGGAGUUUGGUACGAGCAGCAUAUCAUUGAUGAGCUCAUGAAGUACAAACUUCUUUUUAUUGAGACGAAUGAUGCUGUGGAAACAUCGGUGGCUCUUGAAAAAUAUGUGGAAGCUUGUGAUAGCGGCCGCGGUGCGUGUUUGUUCUCAGUGGCUCGCGGAAAGGUUUCCGAGGGAAUUGAUUUCAGUCAUCAUCUAGGAAGAUGCGUGAUUAUGCUUGGAAUCCCUUAUAUGUAUACCGAGAGCAGAAUUUUGCGUGCACGUCUAGAAUAUCUUCGCGAUCAGUUUGGAAUCAAAGAAAACGAUUUUCUAACGUUUGACGCGAUGCGACACACGGCACAAUGCAUGGGAAGAGCGCUUCGAUCGAAAACCGACUACGGUUUGAUGAUUUUUGCCGACAAGCGAUUUUCGCGACAGGACAAACGUGGAAAAUUGCCGAGAUGGAUGCAGGAAUAUUUGGAAUCUGCUUCGACGAAUUUAAGUAUUGAUGAAGCUGCGCACGUGGCGAGAAGAUGGCUAACCCUUAUGGCGCAGCCUUUCACCAAAGAAGAUCAACUUGGUGUAUCAUUGUUGAAUGCUGAAAUGCUCGAUUCGCAAUCGAUGAAAAAAUUCGAGCGAGUAGUUGAAUAUGUGGAUUAA
This is a messenger RNA of Caenorhabditis bovis, 2265 nucleotides long. The record is from the annotation of a GenBank genome assembly. NCBI's taxonomy places the organism in Eukaryota, Metazoa, Nematoda, Chromadorea, Rhabditida, Rhabditidae.